AUGGAGUUGUUAGGUGCAGUGAAGGUAGAUAAUGAAGAAAUUUACAACUUCCUUAAAAAUAUUUACAAUGGUGAACCAACAUUCAGCAGUUUAUUUAUAUAUUCUUGUCUAAUCGCAGUUACAAGAGGUGUGACUUUAAAUGAUUGCUUGGCCAAUUUCAAGCCUGGAGAAGCACACUUAGAAUCAAUGAGUAGACAGCUUAACGCUUUAGACUCGCGAAAUAAUGAUAAAGGCGAGUACAAAGCUGAUGGUAUUAUCAAACUUUAUAGAAUGAAAAAAAUAGAGCUGUUACUGUUGGAAUCAUCAGGGUCAUUAAAUAAUAAAGCAAAAAGCAAGAUAAACUAUGACCAUCAUAAUGGCAUUUACGGCAGUUUAACAAUGUUGAAAACAGUAGCUGAUAUUUUUUGCUUUGCCUCGAUUGAAUGUUUCAAAGUCUUUAAAAUUUACUUUUUACAGGCUGAAGAAGAAAAUUUAGAAAUAUUACGGACUUUUGAUGACAAACAUGAUCACCUUCCUAAUUUAAUACAGUUUUGGUGGAGAGUAAAGGCUUUAGUAACUGAAUCAGUAAAAGUUAUUUCAAAAUUGAGUGAAGAGCACAUUGUUAUAGAACAAACUCUGGAUAUAAGCAUAAUUCCCUUAAUUUUUUAUAUUUGUUAA
Molecule: messenger RNA, 657 nt
Organism: Cokeromyces recurvatus
Lineage: Eukaryota; Fungi; Mucoromycota; Mucoromycetes; Mucorales; Mucoraceae
Exons: 6
Coding region: 1-657 (218 amino acids)
Source: RefSeq, a predicted model, not a curated record